AUGGAGAAUGCCUUUGGAUCGCUUAGCUCUGAGGUGCUCAUUGUUCAGGGUGGCAUCCGCUUUGGGGAAGCCCAAACCCACGUCAAUGGAACCACUGUCUUAGACGACCCGCCGGUCAAACAGAAAAUCAACGGUUUCCAAACGUCCCCCUCACCCACCCGCCCCAUCGUUGUGAUUGCAAUCAGUCGGGUCAGGAAGUGGCCGGCCAAGUUGCUACAGCAACCUGAGCUCUGCCCCGGCCGGCACCCCCUCACAAUGGGCCCUUUCAUUCCGGGAGCCCGCGGACCGGCCGGGCCGGGCCGCAUCACGAGCCUUCAGGGCAAACCAAGCCCAUAUGACACAAAAUCCAAAGGCUCAACAGGCCGGCACGUGGGCUUGAAUUUUGGCCAGGGUGAGACAGGCCAGGUUCGGGCCGCACCAUCCAAGGACUUGGCCCGGGGCCGGCCCGGACCCCCGAUUCCUGGAGCCCUAGGACCCUCGCAGGGAGAACAUGGCUACUCCCUUACAGCUGCCUGGCUUCCAGACUCUGCAAAAAAAAUUCCUCGGAAGGGAUCACUGGCCGGAGCUAUUUUGGAAGAGCUCAAGGAUCUGGCCCUAUUUUGGUCUUUUAUGGGAAUUUCUGAGAUUAUUGGCAGCAAGGGUCACUACCGCUAUCACUGGCAGAGCCACAAUGUCAAGCACAGCGGUGUGGACGACAUGGUCCUCCUGUCCAAAAUCACGGAAGACUCCAUCGUGGAGAACCUGAAGAAGCGAUACAUGGACGAUUACAUUUUUACGUACAUCGGCUCGGUCCUGAUCUCCGUCAACCCUUUCAAGCAGAUGCCGUACUUCGGAGACAAGGAGAUCGAGAUGUACCAAGGAGCCGCUCAGUAUGAAAACCCCCCUCACAUCUAUGCUCUCGCCGACCACAUGUACAGGAAUAUGAUCAUUGACCGGGAAAAUCAGUGCGUCAUCAUCAGCGGGGAGAGCGGGGCGGGGAAGACGGUGGCUGCCAAGUACAUCAUGAGUUACAUCUCCAAAAUAUCCGGCGGAGGCCCCAAGGUGCAGCACGUGAAAGACAUCAUCCUCCAGUCCAACCCACUGCUGGAGGCCUUCGGGAAUGCCAAGACCGUGCGGAACAACAACUCCAGCCGCUUUGGGAAGUAUUUUGAAAUCCAGUUCAGCCCCGGAGGGGAGCCGGACGGCGGAAAGAUCUCCAACUUCCUCCUGGAGAAGUCACGGGUGGUGAUGAGGAACGUCGGGGAGCGGAGCUUCCACAUUUUUUACCAGCUGAUUGAAGGGGCAUCCCCAGAGCAGAAGCACGGCCUGGGCAUCACCGGCAUGGACUACUACUACUACCUGAGCCUCUCGGGGUCCUACAGGGUGGACGACAUUGACGACCGACGUGACUUCCAGGAGACACUGCACGCCAUGAACGUGAUUGGCAUCUUCGCGGAGGAGCAGACACUGGUGCUGCAGAUCGUGGCUGGGGUGCUGCACCUGGGCAACAUCAGCUUCAAGGAAGUCGGGAACUACGCCGCCGUGGAGAGCGAGGAGUUCCUGGCCUUCCCGGCUUUCCUCCUGGGCAUCAACCAGGCCAGGCUGCAGGAGAAGCUGACCAGCCGGCAGAUGGACAGCAAGUGGGGCGGCAAGUCCGAGUCCAUCCACGUGACGCUGAACGUGGAGCAGGCCUGCUAUACCCGCGAUGCCCUGGCCAAGGCCCUGCACGCCCGCGUCUUCGACUUCCUGGUGGACUCCAUCAACAAGGCCAUGGAGAAGGACCACGAAGAGUACAACAUUGGCGUCCUCGACAUCUACGGCUUUGAAAUCUUCCAGAAAAACGGCUUUGAGCAGUUCUGCAUCAACUUCGUGAACGAGAAGCUGCAGCAGAUUUUCAUCGAGCUGACCCUGAAGGCGGAACAGGAGGAGUACGUGCAAGAAGGAAUCCGCUGGACCCCCAUCGAGUACUUCAACAACAAAAUAGUGUGCGACCUCAUAGAGAGCAAAGUCAACCCGCCCGGGAUCCUGAGCAUCCUGGACGACGUCUGCGCCACCAUGCACGCCGUGGGUGAGGGCGCCGACCAGACGCUGCUGCAGAAGCUCCAGAUGCAGAUUGGGACCCACGAGCACUUCAACAGCUGGAACCAGGGUUUCAUUAUCCAUCACUACGCCGGGAAGGUGUCCUACGACAUGGACGGAUUCUGCGAGAGGAACCGCGACGUCCUGUUCAUGGAUCUCAUCGAGCUCAUGCAGAGCAGUGAGCUGCCGUUCAUCAAGUCCCUGUUCCCAGAGAGCCUCCAGGCCGACAAGAAGGGCCGCCCGACCACGGCCGGCAGCAAGAUCAAGAAACAAGCCAACGACUUGGUGGGCACCCUGAUGAAAUGCACUCCGCACUACAUCCGCUGCAUUAAGCCCAACGAAACCAAGAAGCCCCGCGACUGGGAGGAGAGCAGGGUGAAGCACCAGGUGGAGUACCUGGGUCUGAAGGAAAACAUCCGUGUGAGGAGAGCCGGGUACGCCUACCGCCGCGUUUUCCAGAAAUUCCUUCAGAGGUACGCCAUCCUGACCAAGGCCACGUGGCCGGCCUGGAAGGGGGACCAGAAGCAGGGCGUCCUCCACCUGCUGCAGUCCGUCAACAUGGACGCUGACCAGUACCAGCUGGGGAGGAGCAAAGUCUUCAUCAAAGCCCCCGAGUCCCUGUUCCUGCUAGAGGAGAUGAGGGAGCGGAAGUACGACGGCUUCGCUCGGGUGAUCCAGAAGUCUUGGAGGAAGUUUGUGGCCCGAAAGAAAUACGUACAAAUGCGGGAGGAAGCCUCGGACCUGCUGCUGAACAAGAAGGAGCGCAGACGCAACAGCCUCAACCGGAACUUCGUCGGCGACUACAUCGGGCUGGACGAGCGCCCGGAACUGCGCCAGUUCGUGGGCAAGCGGGAGAAGAUCGACUUUGCCGACACGGUCACCAAAUACGAUCGCAGGUUCAAGGGCGUGAAGCGGGACCUGAUCCUGACGCCACGCUGCCUGUACUUGAUCGGUCGGGAGAAAGUGAAGCAGGGCCCCUCCAAGGGCCAGGUGCAGGAAGUGCUGAAGCGUCGGAUGGAGGUGGAGCGGAUCCUGGGCGUAUCGCUCAGCCCGCUGCAGGACGACCUCUUCAUCCUGCACGAGCAGGAGUACGACAGCCUGCUCCAGUCCGUCUUCAAAACGGAGUUCCUCAGCCUCCUGGCCAAGCGCUUCCAGGAGAAGACCCAGAGGCCGCUUCAGCUCACGUUCAGCAACACGCUGGAGCUGAAGCUGAAGAAGGAGAGCUGGGGGCCGUGGAGCGCCGGAGGGUCUCGCCAGGUGCAGUUCCAGCUGGGCCAGGGGGACGUGGCCCUCCUCAAGCCCAGUAACAAGGUGCUGCAGGUCAGCAUCGGGCCCGGCCUGCCCAAGAACACCCGCCCCACGCGGAAGAAUGUGGCCCAGGGCCGGGGCUUUCCCAGUGCGGCCCAGAACCCCGCGUACCCGCUGCGCGCUGCUCCCGCACCUCCAGGUCACGGCCACCACCAGAACGGUGGCAUCAAAGGCCCCGGGUUCGCGCCUCGCCCUCAGGCGCCCGGCACCCAGCGGACCAAUCAGAAGAAUCUCUACACAUCCAUGGCGCGCCCGCCCCUCCCUCGGCAGCUUUCUUCGGGCUCGGACCGUGUCUCCCCGCAGCCCGAGAGCUUGGACUUCCUCAAGGUCCCGGACCAAGGAGCCGCUGGGGCCCGGAGGCAGACGACGAGCCGACCCCCGCCCGCGGGCGGCCGACCCAAGCCUCAGCCCAAGCCCAAGCCGCACGUCCCGCAGUGCCGGGCGCUCUACGCCUACGAUGCCCAGGACACGGACGAGCUCAGCUUCAACGCCAACGAUAUCAUCGAGAUCGUCAAAGAAGACCCGUCCGGCUGGUGGACGGGCCGGCUGCGCAGCAAACAAGGACUCUUCCCCAGCAACUACGUGACCAAGAUCUGAGCGCGGGCGGGGGCCGGCAGACGGAACACCGGACCCGGAACGUCCCUCCCCGUCCCCUCCGUGACGGCACAUUCCCACCGCGGCCUGGGCCUCCCGGGUGGAAGCCAGAGCGGCCCGCACCCCCUGCCCACUUCCCACCCCCUGUCCCCAGUGACAGACAGGGCCAUUGUGGCACCCAGCUGUGGGUAUUUAUUCUAUUUAAGCCUGGGGCGCCCGAGCCGGACAUAGGGCGAACUGACCACGUGCUUGCAGCUGGAGAGUGCUUGGAUUUUCUUCUUUAAGCCUUGGGUGCAGUCUUCCCUUUCCCUCCAAGAGGGGCUGCCCAGCCCAGGGCCGGGGCGGGCCCUCCUCCCCCACUCCUGCGCCCCAGCUUUGGGACGCUUUUCAAAUGUGGCUGGCCCAUGUUGGCAUGGGCUUUCACGCCGGCCCGUGCAGGCUGGACCUCUCUCUCUCUCUCCCCUUCCCUCAAGCCGUCCAUGUACAGGAGCAGAGCAUGGACACCGUGGGGUGGCCCACGCGCCAUGCCAGCGGGAAGGGGGGGGCUCGCCUCAGGCCAUCGGCUGUCUCCGUGCCGCCAACCCCGCGCUGACGGCAGGCUCGCAGCUUGCACACCCUGGAAGGGGCUGGGGCGAUCCUGGUAAGGGACCCCCACCCCACCCCCAAUAAACACAGGAAUCAGGGCACUGCCUCCUUCCUUCUGGGCCAGCCCCCACACAACCCCACUCCCCUGCGGCAGGCCUGUUCAGGCCAGGGGAAAGAGUGGGUGGGUCUCCCCCUCACCUUGGCCCCAAGCACCUGAGCGAUAGACACAGUCUGGUGGUGGGGCUUGACACGACCCACACUGACUCUCUCUCCCCAGCUCAUAGAAAGAGGGUCUGUGGUCUUGGGGGAGGGCAGGAAGGGGUGGGGAAAAUAUGGAGACCCUCCCCACCUCCUUUAGCUGGACCCACCCACUGCAGUCAGAGAAUGG
Molecule: messenger RNA, 4933 nt
Organism: Tachyglossus aculeatus (Australian echidna)
Lineage: Eukaryota; Metazoa; Chordata; Mammalia; Monotremata; Tachyglossidae
Gene: MYO1E
Product: myosin IE
Exons: 31
Coding region: 1-3963 (1320 amino acids)
Biological process (GO): actin filament organization; vesicle transport along actin filament
Cellular component (GO): microvillus; cytoplasm; vesicle
Molecular function (GO): actin filament binding; microfilament motor activity; ATP binding
Source: RefSeq, a predicted model, not a curated record